Molecule: messenger RNA, 793 nt
Organism: Anopheles maculipalpis
Lineage: Eukaryota; Metazoa; Arthropoda; Insecta; Diptera; Culicidae
Gene: Nubp2
Product: cytosolic Fe-S cluster assembly factor NUBP2 homolog
Exons: 2
Coding region: 14-793 (259 amino acids)
Biological process (GO): iron-sulfur cluster assembly
Cellular component (GO): cytosol
Molecular function (GO): 4 iron, 4 sulfur cluster binding; ATP binding; ATP-dependent FeS chaperone activity
Source: RefSeq, a predicted model, not a curated record
AUACUCUUUCACCAUGUUGGAUAAAGUAAAGCACAUAAUUCUGGUACUUUCCGGUAAGGGUGGUGUCGGAAAAUCGACCGUCAGCACACAGCUUGCCUUAGCGUUAGCGGAAGCAGAUCACAAGGUUGGCUUACUCGAUAUAGAUCUGUGCGGACCAUCCGUCCCUUUUCUGCUCGGGCUUGAAGAUCAAGAUGUACACCAGUGCGAUGAAGGUUGGGUACCGGUUUACACCAGUGCCGAGAAAAAGCUUGCAGUCAUGUCGAUCGGUUUUCUGCUCAAGAAUCGUUCCGAUGCCGUCAUCUGGCGUGGACCGAAGAAAACUGCCAUGAUAAAGCAAUUUCUGGAGGACGUGAAUUGGGACGAGCUGGACUAUCUUAUCAUCGACACACCGCCGGGAACAUCGGACGAGCACAUCACCGUAAUGGAAUGCUUAAAAACAGUCAACACGGAUGGUGCAAUCAUUGUAACGACACCGCAAGAGAUGGCCCUGGAAGAUGUACGCAAGGAGGUAACAUUCUGCAAGAAGACGGGCAUCAACAUACUAGGAAUUGUGGAGAAUAUGAGUGGUUUCGUGUGUCCCAACUGUUCCGAGUGUACAAACAUUUUCUCUUCCGGUGGUGGUCAUUCGCUAGCGGAACUGGCGAAGGUACCCCAUCUCGGUACGCUACCGAUCGAUCCGCGCGUGGGUGAGCUAGCCGGGACAGGCAAAUCGUGCGUAAAGGAACUUCCGGAUUGUACCACCACCGAGGUGCUGCAGCAGAUUGUUCGGACGAUAACGGUUGGAGCGGAAUAA